AUGGCAUCAAGAUCUGAACGUGAAAAAUCUAAAAUGCAAGAAAAAUAUCAAUUGAUAUUAUCACAAAUGCUUAAAGAAGAAGAUAAUAAAUAUUGUGUUGAUUGUGAUACUAAAAGUCCUCGAUGGGCUAGUUGGAAUAUAGGUGUAUUUAUAUGUAUUCGUUGUGCUGGUUUUCAUCGUAAUUUAGGUGUACAUAUCUCAAAAGUUAAAUCCGUUAAUUUAGACUCUUGGACAGGCGAACAAAUUGCUUCAAUGCAAGCUAUGGGUAAUAGUCGUGCACGUGCUGUAUAUGAAGCAAAUUUACCUGAUGGAUUUCGACGACCACAAGCUGAUUCAACAUUAGAAUCAUUUAUUCGAGCUAAAUAUGAACAACGUAAAUGGAUUGCUAAAGAAUGGAUUCCACCUGAAAUAACGGUGCCUAUUGGUCUCAUUGAAGCAGAAACUAAUCAACGACGAGUUGAAACAAAAUCUGAUAUUGAACGAAUAGAAAAAAAUACUACAAAAUUAAGACCAUUUACAAUACCACUAUCAACUAGUAAUCCAGUACGACAAAUUGUAAAACCAUUAUCACCUCCUUCUAAAACAUCUACUAUAGAAGAUAAUACUCACAAUCUAUUAAAUUUAGAUGAACCAUCAUCACCUUUAUCAAAUAAUACAACUACUUCAACAAACAUUCCUUCAUCGGACAUUCUUGAUCCAUUAAAUGAAUUAUUUACAACAUCAACAUCAGAAGUAAUAAGCAUGAAUAAUUCAUUAGAAAAUGCACAUUCUUCUUCAAAUAAUACUCAAACAAAUAAUGGUACAGUUAUGAGUAAUGAAAAAAUUAUGGCUUUAUUUAAUACACUUCAAGUAUCGACAACAACACCUUCAGGAAUGAAUAUUCGACCAUCAAAUCCUUCAUUUCCUGGUUUUACUUAUUCGCUUGCACAACAUUCAAAUUUAGUACCUCCACAAAAAUCAGUAUCAUGUAGUAACAAUCUUUAUCAACAAGCAACGAAUUUCGGAUUUCAAGCUCAACAAGGUCAUCCAUAUCACGUACAUUCAGCACUAAAUUAUAAUAAUCCAAAUAGUACGAAUCCAUCAACUCUUCAAAGUCCAACAUCAACAUUCACACAUGGUCAAUUAAAUAGUCAAUUUAUGCCAUUUUCAAAUACAAAAAGUAAUACUUCAGGAGUAUCACUGAUUUCUAAUAUGACAAUACGUCCUGUAACAGAAUAUAUGCCGACAUCAUCUGAUACUCGUUGGCAACAAUGA
This is a messenger RNA of Rotaria sordida, 1254 nucleotides long. The record is from the annotation of a GenBank genome assembly. NCBI's taxonomy places the organism in Eukaryota, Metazoa, Rotifera, Eurotatoria, Philodinida, Philodinidae.